Messenger RNA from Otolemur garnettii (small-eared galago), 1488 nucleotides. RefSeq names its product isthmin 2 (gene ISM2). The transcript is spliced from 6 exons. Bases 1 to 1488 code for a protein of 495 amino acids. Lineage: Eukaryota; Metazoa; Chordata; Mammalia; Primates; Galagidae. The record is from RefSeq and is a predicted model, not a curated record.
AUGCGUCGACUCCCCGGCCGAGCGGGACUCCUUCUCGGCGUGGGGCUGCUGGCAGCGCUGCUGGCCGCGUCGCGGGGCCUCCCCCUGAGGAAGCCGCGGGGGCCGGGGACCAAGAGCCACGCGAGGCUGGCGGAGGCCUCAGCCUCCCCAGAUCCCAGCUCUCCCAGGGAGGAGGAGCAGUCACUACAGCUGUCCAGAGCCCACCUGCAGGCAGGGCCACGCCAACACAGGCGCCAGACUCUCAUGGAGCCAGCAGCCCUGACACCAGGCAGGGCCACCCCAUCUGGGACCCUGGAGGACACCCCCUCACUGCUGGAGCUGCAGAAGCUGCCAAGAUUGGCCAACACAGACUUGAGUGCCCCAAACCCCAAUAUCCAGGUAACCAUCGAGGUGGUGGAGGACCCCCAGGCUGAGGUGGAGAUGGACCUGCUGGCUGAGCCCAGCAAUCGCUGGCCCCAGGGUACUCCUAGAUGGUUGCCCGGCAAGGAACUCUUCUGGCCCCUCUUCUGGGGCUACUUGGAAGGCAAGGAAGGGGGCAUCAGUCUUGAGGGCAGAGCCCCCGAGGAAGAGGAGGAGGAAGAGGAGGAUUACCCUGCAGAGUAUGGUGAGGGUGAAGGCCAGGAGGACAGUGAUGAGGAAGAUGAAGAGGAAGAACAGGAGCCUUGGUCCAGUGGGGCCACAGACAGCUGGGACCGAGGCUGGCUUGCCCCUGGGGACUGGGCCUUCAAGGAGUCGGACAGCUAUGACUCAGAGCCUCAAGAGGAGUGGAGCCCCUGGUCUCCCUGUAGUGGGAGCUGCAGCAGUGGCAGCCAGCGGAGGACUCGGCCCUGUGGCUAUGCCUGCACUGCCACUGAGUCCCGUGCCUGCAACCUGCCCCCCUGUCCUGGCACCGAGGACGAGGAUACCUUAGGCUUCCCCAGUGAGGGAUGGCAGCCCCUGGCCCACAAUGCUACGGAUAUGCUUGGCCCAGAUUUGGACAGCUGUGAGAAGUGGCUGAACUGUAAGAGCAACUUCUUAGCCAAGUACCUGAGCCAGGUGCUGCGCGACCUGCCCAGCUGCCCGUGUGCGUACCCACUGGAGGCCGUGCACAGCGCUGUGAGCCUGCAGGAUGAGCACCAGGGCCGCAGCUUCCAGUGGAGGGACGCCAGUGGCCCUCGAGAGCACCUAGAUGUUUAUCAGCCCACUGCACGCUUCUGCCUGCGCUCUCUGCUGUCUGUGGAGAGCAGCACACUGGCCGCCCAACACUGCUGCUACGAUGAGGGCAGCCGGCUCCUGACGCGUGGCAAGGGUGCUGGGGCACCUAACCUCAUUAGCACCGACUUCUCCCCUGAGCUGCAUUUCAAGGUGGACACACUGCCGUGGAUCCUGUGUAAGGGGGACUGGAGCCGCUACCAUGCCGUGCGGCCCCCUAACAACGGCAGGGCCUGUGCAGACAACCCCCCAGAGGAGGAGUACCUGGCCCAGUUGCAGGAAGCCAAGGAAUACUGA